ACACACACACACAUCCGCCAGACAAAUAUCAAUUUGAUGGCAAAUUCCGAUAAUUGUUUUGACGCAAUUUUUUGGCAGCUAAUUUAUUUUGUGCCGAGACUAAUGCGUAAUCCAAAUGGUGUUAAGAUUGAUAGACAAUCAAUAUAUCAUGCAGAAUAAUAAAAUGUUUCAUGUUUAAUUCAACCACUGGAAAUAAUUAUGUCAAUCGGAAUGACGCAGAACAAGUGCUCGUACCAUCUAGUGAAACGGUGCAUUUGCUAUUGUUAUUUUUAUGUGCGAAUGCAAACUGCAUGCCAUUGCAUUGUAUGACUUUUAUCCGAUUUAAUCUGAAAAUGCGAGCACCGAUUCGAAUUACGAUAAGGUAAAGUUAUUGUCAAGAAUUCCACCAGUUCGAAUUUGGAUUACAAAAGGAAAAAAAAGAUUGCAAAUAUCAGCCAAAAUAUAGACGACGAAACUGAACAACAACAACAACAGCAUAACGGUGAAAUCCAAUUUUCGAGCAGAAGAAGAACUGCCAGGUUUGUGUGAUACACGUGAGAAAAACACUUGGCAACGGAUAAACAACACAUUGUAAGCGUUGCAUUCGCUGUCUGUUGUAUCAAUAGAGUAAGAACAAGGGGGUUGCCUGCGAUGGGUGUCAACAACAAUUUGCAACACCGACACACACACACACACACUACAAAUCCUAUUAUUUGGUCUGUUUUUGCACACAUCACCUAACAAACGGCGGCACCACAUCAUUCAAAAUAUUUACAGAGAUGUAGUCGAGCCCAUGGAAAAGGCCCCCGAGUCAUGAAACUUUUCAAUAUGCAGACGUAUAUAGAAUAACAAUAUAUGCAAUUUUUCACUUUCGUCGAUCUAUUUUGCGAGGUUUGAUUUGUUGCUUUUCUGUUUUCGACUUUGAUAUUUUUGUGAUAAAAGUUUGGGUUGUUUUUUCUCCCGAUUGUUCGUUCGUUCGUUCAUUGGUUUUGUCUGCACUGGCUGUAAACCACUAAGAAAAUGGCUUCGUGCAAACAAUCAUUUAGUUGUCUUGUUUCAACGUUAAGUUUUGCAUUAUAGCUUUCGGUGUGCUUAUAAAAUAUAUAUUAAAUAAUAGAAAUAUAGUCAAUAACCACUUAUUUGUUAUUAGAAAAGUAUGUGGAAAAUACAAAAAAAAAACCAAGUAUGAGAAAAUCACAUGAAGCUUCGCUAAUCAACAAAUAGUUUCAGACAAAUAAUAGGCAAAAUUUGACAAGGAGAAACAAAAAAAACACAUACACCACGUCAACAAGAGACGUAAAGAAAAUAAGUAAAAUACGUCAAGAAUACUAUAAAUAUAUAUCGGGUGAGCAGCUCAUCGAUGUUUGCAAAGAUGUUAGAAUCAAAUGUGAUUUCGAACGGUGACUGCACACGAUGGCGUCCCAAUCGAAUACACGGCAAUCGAAUACCCGCAAAAGCUUACAAACGGCCAGUUUGAAAAGUCGUGGUGCUAUGAUAAUGAAGAGUGUAACGAUUUUGAUAGUCAAUAGCCGGCGUAUCUGUAACCAACGCAGCAAAGAAACAACCACGAAAAAUGGCAAAAGUGGUAAAAUUCGUAAUCGACCAAACAAAAUGGACGACGCGAUCGGCAAACCAACGCCAAAAGUAUUGGAAUCGUUAAAACGGAAAACGCAUUUUUCCAAGAAGGAGCUAACGAUUUUGUGUAAAAUCUAUCGAAAACUUGUUCUCAAUUGUUACAAUCCGAAUAGCAAGGGGAAAACGGGUAUGAGUACAGUUAUAUCAAGGCCACAUGCUGCAGCUGAGGGUAUCGAUCGAAAUGUGUUUCGCGAACUGUUACACAGUACGUUUGACAUAUCGGCUGAAGAGACCUUGAUGGAACGAAUAUUUACGUCAUGGGAAAAGGGUUGCGACGGAUUACCGCUGCGAUUGGAAAGUUGGAUUUGUGGCAUUUCGGUAUUUUUACGCGGUAAUUUAUUCGAAAAGGCGAAUUUUUGCUUUCGUGUUUAUGACUUGAACACCGACGGUUUUAUCACGAAAGACGAAAUGUUUGCAUUGAUGAAAAAUUGCCUAAUUAAGCAACCACAAGAUGAAGAUCCUGAUGAAAGUGUAAAAGACUUGAUGGAAAUUGCCCUACGUAAAUUCGAUAUUGACAAAGAUGGGAAAAUUUCGUUUCAGGACUAUUUGACAACGGUUACGGCAGAGCCAUUACUUUUGGAAGCAUUUGGCCAGUGCUUGCCAUCGGAAACGGCCACAAUUUCAUUCUUGACUGCAUUCCAAAAUUAACACAUAAAUUCGAAUGGUG
Sitodiplosis mosellana (orange wheat blossom midge) is the source of this 2281-nucleotide messenger RNA. Its product is annotated as calaxin-like. Lineage: Eukaryota; Metazoa; Arthropoda; Insecta; Diptera; Cecidomyiidae. Gene Ontology annotation, molecular function: calcium ion binding. The transcript has 6 exons. The record is from RefSeq and is a predicted model, not a curated record. The coding region runs from base 1393 to 2262 and encodes 289 amino acids.